Messenger RNA from Micropterus dolomieu (smallmouth bass), 1092 nucleotides. It is a transcript of the gene chad, whose product is annotated as chondroadherin. Lineage: Eukaryota; Metazoa; Chordata; Actinopteri; Centrarchiformes; Centrarchidae. The coding region runs from base 1 to 1092 and encodes 363 amino acids. The transcript has 3 exons. Gene Ontology annotation, molecular function: protein binding. Gene Ontology annotation, cellular component: extracellular matrix. The record is from RefSeq and is a predicted model, not a curated record.
AUGCGUUGUGUGAGCUGGUUGCUGCUGGGGACCUGCCUCCUGGUCCUGGGCCCCGCGGUGCAGGGAGCCCCGGGCCAGUGCCCCAGCCUGUGCCACUGCCACGGUGACCUUCAGCACGUCAUCUGUGACGACGUCGGGCUGAAGAAGAUCCCUCGGGUGUCUGAGGUCACCCGUUUGUUGAACCUGCAGAGGAACAACCUGGGCAGCAUACCCACAGGAGCCUUCAGUGAAAGCAAGGGACUCAUCUCGCUGCACAUGCAGCACUGCCAGAUCCGAGAGAUCGGAUCCCACGCCUUCAAGGGGCUGAAGAAGCUCAUCUACCUCUACCUGUCCAACAACGAGAUCAACAGCAUCAAGCCCGGCGCCUUCGAGGACCUGACCGAGCUCACCUACCUCUACCUAGAUGGAAACCAGAUCAGCGACCUGGCAAAGGGCAUCUUCUCCCCCAUGAUCAACCUCUUUAUUCUGCAGCUCAAUGACAACAAGCUCCGCGAGCUGCGGCAGGGGACAUUUACAGGUGCCAAAGACUUGCGCUGGCUGCACAUGAGUGGGAACGAGCUGACGACCCUGCAGCCGGGCUCUCUGGAUGAUGUGGAGAACCUCGCAAUACUUCACCUGGACAGCAACAAGAUGUCCACCUAUCCCAGUGCGGCAAUGAGCAAACUGCGUGUGGUGGAGGAACUCACGCUGGGGAAGAACCCCAUGAGGACCAUCCCAGACAACGCCUUCCAGAGCUUUGGGCGCUACAUGGAGCAUCUAUCCCUGGACAACAUGGGUCUGGAGAAGUUCUCUGAUAGUGCUUUUACUGGUGUGACGGCAGUCAAGUCACUGCACCUGGACAACAACAAGCUAAAGUACCUUCCCAAAAGCUUGGAGUUUGGCACCAUCACCAACCUCACCCUCUCCAACAACCCAUGGAGCUGCACAUGUCAGCUAGCUCCACUGCGCAGGUGGAUGGACUCUAGCCGUACUCGUCUAGACGCAGUGUGUGCUUAUCCACCUCAGCAGAAAGGCAAGCAAAUCAGAGACAGCACCGCCUUCAACGGCUGCAGAGUCAAGCCGAAGAGAGCCAGAAAGGGCACACGUGUUUGA